Messenger RNA from Canariomyces notabilis, 1497 nucleotides. RefSeq lists its product as uncharacterized. The transcript has a single exon. The coding region runs from base 1 to 1497 and encodes 498 amino acids. The record is from RefSeq and is a predicted model, not a curated record. NCBI's taxonomy places the organism in Eukaryota, Fungi, Ascomycota, Sordariomycetes, Sordariales, Chaetomiaceae.
AUGGCCGAUAAGCCGACGUACCCGCAACCAAAUCACUUUGCAAACCCCUUGGAUCGAGUACUUGCACCCGCGCCCGUGUCCCGAGCACCAUUCCGAGCGCCUCUGCUUCCACACACCGUCCACGACAUGCCCUUCAACCCCGAGGCCUACUAUCCUUCCGAGCACCUGGCUAAACAGCAGCUAGAUGCUCGUUCUUCGUCCGUCUCGUCAACCUCAUCGGCGACCUCUUACUCGGCCUCUUACUCGGCGCCUCACAGUCUCUACGGGACCAAUUCCCGGUCUCUGUCUCCUCAUUCUACUGCCUCCGGAAACUCUGAUCCUGGCUCAGGUUCAGCAAUCUUCGCAUCGAGCCACUACCAGGGGCCCAUCCCUGAGCAGCCACAGGUGCAGCAACCCCAUUCAGCAUCGCUAGUAUCGGGCCCGCCACAGUUCCUCCAGACCCAGGCCCAGGUAUCCCCUUCGCUUCCCAUGUACUCGUCAGUUCCAACCCAAAGACAGCUCCAGCAAUCAACUCCAUAUGGCUACCAACUGGCUUCGUUACCGCAACAGCCAUCUGCCUUGCCUUUUCAGACCUACCAUCCAGUGUAUCCGCCGUCCUACUCUACGACCUCUUAUCAGUCUUCCCCAGCCCUGCCUUCGUACCAGGCCUCACAACUAGUGCAUCAUCAGUCUAUGGUGGUAGGAAGUCAGUUUCCUAGAGAGCCCGAAGAAGAAAAGGAGUCGUUGCUGCUGAAGACGCUUCAGAACCUGCCACCGGAUGUUGUACGCCAGAUUCAGAGAUACGUUGGUUGGUUCCACUGCUGGAAGGUUUCCCAGAUCAAUCGCUGGUUUAGAGACAACUUCCACCCGAGCACGCUCCCAGAGCUGGACAAGAUAGCUGGCGUUCUCUACACAGAGCAGUGCUACGGACGCUACGACGAGAUUUCCUCAUACGGAUCGAGUUCACGGAAAAGAAACAACAGCAACAAGGAGCCCGAGUGGUUCGGGUGCUAUCAUUGUUUCACCAUCAAGAGCCCCGAACACUUUGAGCGAUUCACGUGGAGCCACACAUCUGACGAGCCCUCGUCAGAACGGGCAUCGCCGUCACUAAGCCCUCCCCAACCUCCUUCAACAACACCUUCUACAACGUCCAACCCACACUACUGCCCCGGGCUGACAAGAAGCAGCAUCGCAGCCGCAACAAGUAGUGGCCACAGGGGCAGCAAUUCAGAUACAAACACCGCCACCACAAACUCCCUCGGUUCCUCGUCACUCGCGCCUUCACAUCAAACACGGGAGCGAGAGACAUGGGGUAUCCGCCGGUUCUGCAUUCAUUGCGGCGUCAAGAAGCGUUUCUACCGGCCUGGGGACGUCAUAGAGCUCCGCAAACCUGACAACGCGAGGGAAGCGGUCUGGGUCUGCCGCUGCUGGAAGCUCCAUCGGCGGCCUUUAGAGCUACACUGUCCUGAUUGCGGAUCACACGUGCCGCUUUCGACACCGGCUGGAAGGAGAAGAUGA